Paramecium tetraurelia is the source of this 1215-nucleotide messenger RNA. RefSeq lists its product as uncharacterized. NCBI's taxonomy places the organism in Eukaryota, Ciliophora, Oligohymenophorea, Peniculida, Parameciidae. The transcript has a single exon. The record is from RefSeq and is a predicted model, not a curated record.
AUGACUAGAAUCUUUGUGAGACGGGACGAAUCGAAAGAAAUAGUGAUACAGAAAUUGACUUAUUCUCCGACUGACAUUGAGAUCACUUUGUAAUUUGGCAAUAUCCUGAGUGGGUAAUUCUACAUCAGCAAGAUGAUCGGCAAUUGUCUCAUGAAGAAGGAAGAGGAUUUCAUUCGUAUUUAUUUGAUAAAGAGCGAAAUAUUAGAGGGAAUUUUGAAUACGGAGUGUUUGAAAGCACCCCCUCUCAAUCUCAACUUGUUAGUUCAGCAGAAUGACAUUUGGUCUCUAAGUGAAUAGCUAUAUCAUACCUUUCUACCUUCUUAAUUGAUUUAACAAAUGCUCGUGGAAUACAAUCAAACUUCUUAUUAGAUAAUCAAUCAACACUAUCAAUUCAUUCCUACUAAGGAAUUAGGCAUCUUUAUUUUCAAACUAAACAGUGGCUAUUAGCAUUUAAAUUUGGUUAUAUCCUUUGCCUCUAAGAUUGUUAAUAAUAAACUCUAAAUCCAUUUAAGGGAGGCUGCCCAAUAUGCAAUGCUGAUGGGACUUUAAAAAAUGGAUAUCAAUAAAUUUUUUGAUGAUUUGAAGUUUAAAAGCUUUGAGGAAUUCGAAAGAAUAAAUGAUUUUUGGGAUUAUAUAUAAAAGUUUUUUAUAACUACUUUAGCAUAUACUUUUUUUUACGAGACAAAAUUCUUGCAAUUAUAAAUUUUUCAAAAGUUGAGACAUCAAUAGUUUUUUAUAAGAGUGUUCAUUUAAAUACUCUAAACCAUCUAGGGCUUCAGAUAAUACUUGUCAACACAUCUGAGAAGGGAUCCUCAUUUGGAUCAGAGGUAAUUAUGCUAGAUUUUUCAAAAUUUAACCGAUAAAUACUUACACAUACUCUUUAUAAAAUGUUAUGAUGAUGUGCCUAUCCUCCCUCAAUUGCUUAAAGCCUAUUAAGAAAAGUUAGACGAGUAGAUCACUAAGUUUAAGAAUUCCUCAAUAUCCUUUGAACACGAAAUCAAUGUUUUGACAAACAAAUUAUCCAACAUAUCUAUAGAAUUGAACUAAAACGAGACCUCCUCGUACUCUUUAAAGAUUCUAAGCCAAUAAAAUGUGCAAUUGGAAUACAAAGUAACCAAACAUUAUAUUGUCAAAAAAUAAAUUGCCUCUGAAAAACAAUGGUCAAUAUCGGAAUUUCCCCAAUCUGAAGAAUAGAUAAUUUUGAGUCAUUUUUGA